AUGGGCUUCUCUGAAAAAGAGAUCUCCCAGGAGGACAGCACCUCUGUGCAGCUGCCACCUUUUGCUUCUAAAGAUGAAGAAGUCGCCUUGGAGGUAGAGGUCGCCCAAGACCAGCCAGGAUUCUGGACUCGGAUGGGCUGCACCCCGGAAUCCUUCAAGAAACGAACUCUCGCAGACAAACAUAACCAGUUGAACCAGACGUUGAAAUCCCGUCACCUGCAUAUGAUAGCAAUUGGCGGAAGUAUCGGCGCAGGUUUUUUCGUUGGUUCAGGCUCAGCAUUAGCAAAAGGUGGUCCAGCAAGCGUUGUGAUCGACUUUGCAAUUAUUGGUGUCAUGAUAUUUAAUGUCGUAUUUGCCCUUGGAGAAUUAGCCGUCAUGUACCCAGUGUCUGGAGGGUUCUAUAUAUACUCAAGCCGAUUCAUCGAUCCAUCAUGGGGCUUUGCCAUGGGCUGGAACUAUGUUCUCCAGUGGCUCAUUGUCCUUCCCCUUGAGCUCACAGUGGCUUCACUGACUAUAAACUUCUGGAAAGUUGAUCUCAGUGUUGCUGUAUGGAUAACAGUCUUCCUGGCGGCCAUCAUAAUAGUCAACAUCUUCGGAGUUCUUGGAUUCGGAGAGGAAGAGUUCUGGUCUAGUGCACUGAAGCUCAGUGCAGUUGUCAUAUUUAUGGUGAUAGCAGUGGUUCUCGUUUGCGGAGGAGGUCCAAAGGAUGGAAUUUAUUCUGAAUACUGGGGGGCAAGGUUGUGGUAUGACCCCGGGGCAUUCCGCAAUGGCUUCAGGGCCUUCGCAUUUUUUGGCACUGAGCUAGUUGGACUAGCAGCAGCCGAGAGCAAGAAUCCCCUAAAAUCGCUUCCAUCGGCAAUCAAACAAGUAUUCUGGCGCAUUAUCUUGUUUUAUAUCCUCGGUCUUUUCUUCAUUGGUCUUCUCGUCCGCUCCGACGAUGACCGCUUGCUUGGUGCAAACCCUCUGAUCGACACCAAUGCCUCGCCGUUCGUGAUUGCUGCCCACGACGCUGGUCUCGUCGGCUUUGACAGCUUCAUGAAUGUUAUCAUCCUUGUUUCAGUUUUUUCAAUUGGAAACUCGGCCGUCUUUGCAGGAUCUAGGACCCUAACAGCCAUUGCUGAACAAGGAUACGCACCCCGUAUCUUUUCCUAUGUUGACCGAGCUGGUAGGCCACUUAUCUCAACAGGCACACUCAUUGCAUUUGGUGGUCUGGCAUAUGUGAAUGUCACUGCAAGUGGUGUUGAAAUCUUUGACUGGCUCCUUGCGCUGUCUGGCUUAACUGCGCUCUUCACCUGGGGAAGCGAAUUCAAUAUUAACUCCGAUGAUAUCCAGAUUUGUCUCGCUCACAUUCGGUUCCGCGCUGCCUGGGCACAUCACGGUCGCACUCUUGAUGAGAUCCCCUUUAAGGCUGCCCUCGGUGUCUGGGGUUCCUGGGUUGGGCUAUGCUUAGUUUGCCUAGUCCUUAUCGCUCAAUUCUAUAUCGCUAUCUGUCCAGUUUCAGGUGGCAUUAAUGACGCAAAGGGCUUUUUCAAGUCAUACCUUGCUCUUCCCGUCGUCCUAUUCUGCUGGGCUUGCGGCUAUGCUUGGAAGCGCAAGGGAUGGCUGAAACUCGACGAAAUCGAUAUCGACUCAGGGAGAAGAGAGAUUGACUGGGAGGUUUACAAUCAGGUGUUGGAGAAGAGAAAGAACUCUUCGUUCAUGAAGCGCCUUUACUACAGGCUCUUUUAA
Molecule: messenger RNA, 1728 nt
Organism: Coccidioides posadasii C735 delta SOWgp
Lineage: Eukaryota; Fungi; Ascomycota; Eurotiomycetes; Onygenales; Onygenaceae
Source: RefSeq, a predicted model, not a curated record